Molecule: messenger RNA, 877 nt
Organism: Mycotypha africana
Lineage: Eukaryota; Fungi; Mucoromycota; Mucoromycetes; Mucorales; Mycotyphaceae
Exons: 2
Coding region: 157-633 (158 amino acids)
Source: RefSeq, a predicted model, not a curated record
CGUCAAGGACAUUCUAAAUGUGAUAAUUAACAUUGUAACAGUACGCCCAAGAUCCGAAGUUUACUAAAAUAAGCUGUGGCAGAAGGUUAUAAAUUCAACAAAUCUAGACUUUGCUAUACAUCUUUCUUCUUGCUUUCCCUCAUCUAUUCAAUCAAUAUGAUGCCUACUAUGUCUACAUCUCAUAUACCUUUAUUAGGUGCAAUGGACGAUCAGUUUUUCCAACAGCCAAGUCAUACAAAUCCUAGAAGAGAGCGUCGUUCUUACUCAUUUAGGCAGUUGUAUAAGUCUAACCAUAAUCAACAUGCUUCUCAAUUGUCCAUAUAUACAGAGCUGGAUGAAAAGCAAAUAGAUGGCUCUCACCCUACAACUUGCUCUGGUGAUACUUUAUGGUCUUUUAUCUGCUCAAAAAAGAAAAUAGCUUACAACAAUAUUAGUAACGCUUCAAGUCAACCGACAUCAUUAUCGCAAAGACUUAGAAGCUACAAAAGUAAAAGCGUCCAAGUAGAUAGUAGUAAUGCAACUCCAUUGAUUCCUAAAAAUUCUUCUAUCGCUACAUACCGUAACAGCCCACGUAGUUCCUUAAAGUCAUGGAAAGCGUCUGUUAUGGGAGUUGUAUAUCAAAAAAGUACUUAAAAGUAUUUUGUCAAUUUUUGGUUCGGGUUAGUUCCUUACCAGAUGCGUUUGUGUUUAUCCUUUUUGUUCUUGCUGUACUUGUUUCUAUCAUUCUUUGUCUAUUUCAUACUGACACUUUCCACCACACACACUCUCUCUCCAAAUAAAGAAAGUAUCAAUAACUAUAUGCAUUAUACAUUUUAACGGAAGGAACCCCCUUUUUAGCAUCGCACAAAUUGGAAUUUUUUUUGCGCUUCAUUGAUUU